Messenger RNA from Hipposideros armiger (great roundleaf bat), 1001 nucleotides. It is a transcript of the gene CD79A, whose product is annotated as CD79a molecule. The coding region runs from base 167 to 862 and encodes 231 amino acids. Lineage: Eukaryota; Metazoa; Chordata; Mammalia; Chiroptera; Hipposideridae. Gene Ontology annotation, molecular function: transmembrane signaling receptor activity. The record is from RefSeq and is a predicted model, not a curated record. Gene Ontology annotation, biological process: B cell differentiation; B cell receptor signaling pathway. The transcript is spliced from 5 exons. Gene Ontology annotation, cellular component: membrane; external side of plasma membrane; B cell receptor complex.
GGCCGUCCCCUGGCCUGACAGCUGAAGGGCCCAGCAGUGGGGCCAGUGGAGCUGAUCUCCUCCGGCAGGGCUGGGCAGGAAGUGGGGUGGAGUUUGGGGCCCACCGAGGUAGGAUCUAGUACCCCAGAACUGCUGCAGCCCAGACGAACCAACCCACUGGGAGAAGAUGCCUGGGGGUCCCGGAGUCCUCCAAGCCCCACCUGCCACCAUCUUCCUCCUGUUGAUCUCUGCUGCUGGCCUGGGUACAGGCCUGGGCUCCAAGAGCCAGACCCUGUGGGUGAAGUGGGGCCCGGCAUCACUGACGGUGUCCAUGGGAAGCACGGUCGACCUCCCGUGCUGGUACAAUAACAGCCGCUCUGGCAGCAACCAAAAUGUCACAUGGUGGCGCAUCCUCGGAAGCAACUACACGUGGCCCCCUAAAUUGAUUGGCCACGGCAAGGGCCUGAAUGGUGAACUGACCCUGGAAUCGGUGAACAGGAGCGAUGCGGGCAUAUACAGGUGCCAAAUCAAAUAUGACAAUAAUGUCCUGCGCUCCUGUGGCACCUACCUCCGUGUGCGCGAGUCGAACCCCGAACCCUUCCUGGCCAUGGGGGAGAGCACCAAGAACAACAUCAUCACAGCCGAGGGGAUUAUCCUGCUGUUCUGUGCGGUGGUGCCUGGGACACUGUUGCUGUUCAGGAAACGAUGGCAGAACAUGAAGUUCGGGGUGGAUGCCCGGGAUGACUAUGAAGAUGAAAAUCUUUAUGAGGGCCUGAACCUCGAUGACUGCUCUAUGUAUGAGGACAUCUCCCGGGGCCUCCAGGGCACAUACCAGGAUGUGGGGAGCCUCCACAUCGGAGAUGUCCAGCUGGAGAAGCCGUGAUAGUGAACAGCCCGGCUGCCCCUGCCUGCCGUGCUCCCAACUCCACCGUCUCUUCCCGUUGAACCAGUUCUUUUCACAAUCUUUCUCAAGAGUGUCCUGCAUCAACUUCCCUAUUAGGAGUGUUCUCUGCUUUUGCUCC